CCGGCAGCAGCAGCAGCAGCAGCAGCACGCGCGACGCACCGACGAUGCAGCUCCUGGUGAAGGCGACGGCGCUGGUGGUCCUCGUGGUGGCCACCGCGGGUGCGGGGGCGGCGCCAGUGCACGACGGCGACCGCUGCCCGGACAAAUGCGACACGGCGCUGUGCCCCCGGUCGGAGGCGGCCUGCCCCCGGGGGCUGGUGCCCGACCCGUGCGCCUGCUGCCCCUCCGGUCUCUGCGGCCUCGAGGAGGGCGAGCGCUGCUUCGACCCUCGGGUCACGCCAAAGAAGUUCGACAGGUUCGGCCAGUGCGGCGACGGGCUCGUCUGCAAGUCCCGCCACGACCUCACCUUCCGGGAUGAGCCUGAGUCUUUGUGCAUGUGUAAAGAUUCACGUGAAGCAUGUGGGACAAAUAACAGGACAUAUGACUCCAUUUGUCAGUUGAAAGCAGAUGCUAGUAAAUUUGAGGAACAACCCUCAAUUCGACUAAAGCACUGGGGACCUUGUGAAAGUGCUCCAUGGAUCACUUCAGGACCUGAAGAUGUAGUAGUGCCAUUAAACUCUGGCUUAUCACUUGACUGUGAAGCUAAAGGUUAUCCAGUACCAUCUAUCCACUGGGAAUUCAAGGCUGAAAAUGGUUCUGUCAGGUUACUGCCAAGUGAUGACCUGUAUGUAGCAGUACAAGUACGUGGUGGUCCAGAAUCUUACAUGGAAACAUCAUGGGUACAAAUUGUUGAUUUACGUAAAUCAGAUGCUGGGACAUACACCUGCAUUGCAGUCAAUUCUGAAGGAAUGGCCAGUGCUUCAGCAAAAGUUACAAUUCAUGGAUAGGUGA
Molecule: messenger RNA, 831 nt
Organism: Schistocerca nitens (vagrant locust)
Lineage: Eukaryota; Metazoa; Arthropoda; Insecta; Orthoptera; Acrididae
Product: insulin-like growth factor-binding protein-related protein 1
Exons: 4
Coding region: 45-827 (260 amino acids)
Biological process (GO): regulation of signal transduction; regulation of cell growth
Cellular component (GO): extracellular region
Molecular function (GO): insulin-like growth factor binding
Source: RefSeq, a predicted model, not a curated record